Molecule: messenger RNA, 1378 nt
Organism: Microdochium trichocladiopsis
Lineage: Eukaryota; Fungi; Ascomycota; Sordariomycetes; Xylariales; Microdochiaceae
Product: HSP20-like chaperone
Exons: 2
Coding region: 142-1128 (328 amino acids)
Source: RefSeq, a predicted model, not a curated record
CAAAUACUGCCCGAUCCCAUCCCACCUUCCCGGCAAGCUCAAUCAACAUUGCUGUGCAGCAACAUUCACCAGCGCGAUCGCGGAAGACAUCGACUCCAAUCCAGACAUACACCAAGCCAAGCCGGUCACAAACUCUCCACCAUGGCGCAAAAAUGUGUCCAUCAAGGUUGUGGGAAGAUGUACACCGACCAGGACGAGGUCUGCAGGUACCAUCCAGGUCCUCCAAUCUUCCAUGAGGGGCAGAAAGGCUGGAAGUGCUGCAAGCCUCGCGUGCUCACGUUCGACGAAUUUCUUGAGAUCGAACCCUGCACAGAAGGCAAGCACAGCACGACCGACCUACCUCCCCAGAUCGAGAAAAAAACAGGCGACGCUUCAGAUACGAGCGGCAGCAUCAACGCGACACAAGCCAUCGCUUCGAAGAUCGACGGGCUUGCUUCGCCGCCUCCACGAGCGCCAGUUGCCCAAGCCACUACUACUCCCGCCCCAGCUCCUCCGCCCGAGUCCGAAGACGACGAGCCAUCACUUGAGAUUCCAGACGGCAAGGCUUGCCGAAGACGAACGUGCAAUGCUACGUACAAGAAAGGGCAGGUGAGGUCGGAUAGCGAGAACUGCGUACACCACCCUGGUGCUCCGAUCUUCCACGAAGGAAGUAAAGGCUACACGUGUUGCAAGCGGCGUGUGCUUGAGUUCGACCAGUUCAUGAAAAUUGAGGGCUGCAAGACGUCCCCAAGACAUCUCUUCAUCGGCUCGGGCCAGGACAAGAAGUCGACAGCGGCGGGAUCAGCCGAAGAGAUUUUGGACACUGUCCGCCACGACUUCUACCAGACGCCGUCAAGCGUAAUAGCGUCUUUUUUCCUGAAGAAGAUUGACAAAGACAAGGCGACUGUCAAGUUUGAGACGCAAGGCCUUGAUCUCGACCUUCCGACCACUGACGCUCAGCCAAAGCGGUACAAGACCGUAGUCCCUCUGUUCGGGAGCAUUGACACUGAAAAGUCAACGUUCAAGAUUCUGGGCACCAAAUUGGAAGUCAACCUGUACAAAGCUGAUGGAGCAAGCUGGCCUGUAUUACGGAGCGAUGAGCGGCUUACUGGUGAGAUUCUGCAGGUUGGCCGGGCUGGUCGUGUCUGAUAUUAGGGAUGGUGUGCCGACGACUUCUACAUGUUUCACGUUGGAGUUUUCAGAUGUCGCGGUUGUCGGAAAGACUGUCCUGGGUCGCCCAGGUGAUAUGAAGCAAAGAGGAAGCCGAGCCUAGAGUAUGCAUGAAACGAGUCAGCCACACGAUGCGUCCAGCUGGUACCCCCCACCGCAUAGAUCCUGGUUACCAACAUCUGCAGUGUCACCCUGCCAUCCCCCUACCACCAUGUGCCGAUCAUGUCAG